UUUGGUUUCAUAAACUAGGUGCUGAUAACAGCUUAACAUGAUUUACCUUGGGGUCUUUGCUAUAUUCCAAUAUCAUUAUGCCUCAGUUUAGUUAGUUACAGAUUAAGAGUUGUAAAAAUGUAUGUUGCUAAAGAAAAUACAUUGCCUGCUGGUUUAUUUAGCUACUUUUCAGUACACCACAUUAAGAAUGCCACUGAGUACAGUAAGACUUUGAAUGUUACAGUGCAAAUUAACACCUGACCACUCUUGUGGGUUUGCUACUGUUACAAUUAAAAAUCUAAGAAGGGUAAAAACAUGCCAAGUAGACAGUAAGCAACACAGCUACAACAAAUAAAAUUAAUAAUGGGUGUGUUAGAUUUAUAGUGUGUGAAGAAAAGCAUUGACAAUAAUCGUUGUAUUGGCGGCACUGAGUAAAAUUCUGCUUAGGACUCCAUAAAGGUGUGGGCUGGUCCUGAUGCAAACGGUAAUGCAAGAUUUGCAAUCGCAUUUGGAUUAUGUCACAAUGUAUGCGCCCACAUAUGGAAAACGCAAUUUGCAAUUCCUUUUGAAAACUGUCCAGAAUAUCCUUCCACACACACUAGGACUGAACUGUGCUAAAAAUAAAUAAACAGUAAAUUACUGCAAUAAAUAAAAACAUUAUUGCCUAAUUAUAAUUAUAAUAACGUCCAUUAAUAUUCGAAGCCUAAAAUGCCUUUUGAAAGUAAUAAAUCCAAUGCAAAGUCCAAUAAAAUAUCAGUGUUGAGGGUAUGAUAUAGUUAGCCAUACAGCAUAAAAAAUUAAAAUGGCUAUUAUAAAUUAUAAUUCUUUGUUGAAAUAAACUGUUUGCUCUCAAACAACUGACUAAAACUUGCUCUACACAUCUGAGUUACAGAAUUACAUAAAAUAUGUAGACAGAAUCAAAAUCUCACCAUUGACAGAGCCAUGCUGCUGUUGUUCCGAAAUAAAAUAAGUUCAUAGAGGUCACUGAGGGGGCAUUAUUUGUAUUUGUAUGUGGGUGUGUUUAGUUUAAAUGUAUAAAAUGAGCUCAUUGUGAAGGUAUUUAUAAACACAGUCGUCCACACAACAGACUGGUGCUAAUCUAAUCGAUGAAAAAAUGACUAGAAACGAAACAGGACAGAAUUGAUUGCUGAAUGAACUUGUGAGUUGACCCGUCGCGAGACCAAUCGAUCUCAUUCUCGUGGCAGACUUGAAAACCUAUGAUUGUUUAUGGCAUUAUAUUCAGCCACACUCACAGCGCUUUGUCUUGGCGCUUGGAUACACCACGAGGAUCUUUUGUUUUAAUGGUCUCGUAUAACGAACUGCCAAACGAUGAACGCUUUACUUGCCAUUUGCCACUUCUGUGAACUCGAUGGCCCAUGGACACUGUUCUGUACAGAGGCCGUCCACCCUCUGUCCCCAUCUCCUCCACAGCCUGGUCCAGCAUUUCCUGGGGAAAGGGACCGAGAGGCGGACAGAGAGGGCGAAGGGCUCACCAUGAGAGCCAACAGCUCUGCCACACAGAGAGCUGACAUGUAUGAAGUAAGGUGUCGCUCUUUACCUGCGUCUCAUCCACUGAUCUAUAUAUAUGACUAUAUUGUGGAUCAGUGGUCUCACCCAGGCUUUGUGAGUGUGGACAGUGAGAGGGGAAUCCGCCUCAGCUGUCAGUUUUGUCCUGGUCGAGAGGGGCCCAUCUUUUUUGGAGAUCAACAGCACUGUCAUGGUAGCCAUGGACAGUAUCUACCUCAUCAACUCCUGGCCAUUCCUGCUGCUAACCAUUCAGAGUCUACAGAACACAGCACUCAAGUGUCCCCUAUGUGUCCUCAGAGGGCUUUGCUUAUGAACAGCACCUUCUCUCCAGCAGUGUUCCCUCACCAGCGAAGCGGCAAUGCAGCCCGCUCUCUCACAUCCCUAACCCAGCACCCCAACCUGUGGGCUAGUCUGCACUCCUCAUUCAUCCUGGGUGCCAUUGAUUUCCAACAGAUGGUAUUGCAUGUUCUCAUGGGAAAUCAAGUCAUAUGGAGAGGUGCAGACCCUGGUCUUAUCCAAUCAGCUUUCAAUGUGCUGAAGAUCUCCAUGCUGGUGGAUGUACUUAAUGUUGAGCGCGGUUGUGUAAAUCCUGUUUCGGAUGACGACAUUCUCUCACUUUAUCAGUUCAACAUUAGCAGUGCAAACACACAGCCAACAGAGAAAGGUCCAACUCUGUUGAAUAAGAUUGAAGUGGCUCUUUCUAAUGAGAAUCUGUCAGUGGAGGCGGUCUCUCUCGGCUUGCUCUGUCUGAAAGAAGAGUGGAUGAACAAAGUAAAAGUGUUGUUUAAGUUCUCCAUGGUGGAUGGCAGAGGUAAAGAGGACACUCAGAAGGUUUUAGCCCUGCUGGGAGCCACAGGGCCCAGGGAAGAGGACAAUGUGUGUCUUCCUAAGUUUUGGAUGACAGGACUCAUCAAGCUCUACCAUAGCCAUCUAAUAACAGCAAUUAGAGGCGGAGAGAGAACUCUGAGCCAGUGAGAGAGAGUGAGAAAAAAGGGACAAUGGACUCAUUGCCAGAGUUAGAUGAAAGGAAUGUGUGAGUGAGUGCGUGUGUGUGUUAAUUACGGGAAAAGGGACAUUGUCUGAGAAUAGCUUUUUCUCCAUGACAAAGAGAGAAAGUAAAAGCUAUCAUUGUAAUUGGAGUAGGGAUAUUCCGGUAUCAAAUUUUACUGUUGCGAUUAAUUGCUUUUUUUUUUUUUCACGGUAUACGAAAUUAUCACAGGAUUUAUAUUUAGGUCAUAAUACAGUAUAACAGGUUAAUUAACUUUUUUCUUAUAACAAAAAUGACUGAGCAUUUAAAUACAAUAAAUCAAAACAGAAAAAUAUAUAAACUUAAAAGAACUAUAAAGACCCAUAUCACUUUACAAAAAGACCUAUUUAGUUAACUAUUAACAUUCACAAUGAGAAACAGCUACAUUUGCUAGAGAAGUUAUUAAUCAUGCAUACUUGUUUACAUCAGAGCGGCACACGCGUCUUUCAAGCAGCAUACAGCGGUGUUGUGCAUUUUGACCAGUUGAUGGGAAAAGUAUUCUUAAGAAGCAUCCCAAAUACUUAAUAAUUUGUCAUAUAUAAUUAUUCACGGUAUUUAGAAGUGCCCACUAUAACAAUAUCGUGCAUAUUCAUUACCAUGAUAUAUCGCAUUACCGAAUACCGACACGUGUCUAGAUUGGAGCCUCAAAAACGUUUACUUACACACAUGCAUUUAAAUGGAAUGUUGUUUUACCAUCAUGACUAGACAUGUCCAUUUUCUGCCUUUCACUAUGUGUCUAAUAGAGCACAUGGUCCAUUGAUUUCAAUGGAACGAGGCCAAGUAUCAGUUGAUAUUAUACUGUUUGAGACUUGCCUGUUAUAUGUCUAUUAAAAUACAUAAUCACA
Molecule: messenger RNA, 3378 nt
Organism: Carassius auratus (goldfish)
Lineage: Eukaryota; Metazoa; Chordata; Actinopteri; Cypriniformes; Cyprinidae
Product: folliculin-like
Exons: 9
Coding region: 1309-2481 (390 amino acids)
Biological process (GO): positive regulation of TORC1 signaling; negative regulation of transcription by RNA polymerase II; positive regulation of transforming growth factor beta receptor signaling pathway
Cellular component (GO): cytosol
Molecular function (GO): GTPase activator activity
Source: RefSeq, a predicted model, not a curated record